GUUGCCGAGCCGGUCGCUCGCACAAAUCUCUCCGCGCGGUGGAUGAUAAUAUCGCUGGCACGCCGAGCGCGAUAGCAGCGCGAAGUUUCCGCUCUUAUCGCUUUUCUUCUUUUCCCCUUUCCUCCUCCCCAAUCUCCGCCCCCGAAGCCGCCGUUUUAUCCACGUCCCUUGCCCCUCCGUCCCGCCGCCUCGCCCCCUCAUUCUCCCGUUUGUUUUUGCCGCCAGCGCGGCGAGCGUGCAACGGUAUCAGGUUUGAAGCGUGCCGCGAGUACCAGCCUCGAUCCUGCGCUCUUCGCUUGGCCGUGGCGUUCGAUCAGGGCCGAGGGAGGCCACCAUUUUGACAUCACGCCGGCGAGAUCGCGUGGCGGAACAGCUGUACUCUCUAUUUCUCCCUGUCGGCCAAGUUGGGGCGGCAAGAGGGGGUCGACCGAAGAGCCAACGUGGCCUGGCGAUCUGGUGUUAGCGCACGAGCGUCGCGGAAGAUAAUACGGUUACGUGCCUGUGCGCCAUCUCACACGGACUCUUCCCGGGUGUACCAAGCGUGGGUGCGGCGCGCAUCAUGGCGGUAGAAUCGAGGUGGAUGCCGUGCCGACUGAAAAUCGAGCCGAAUAUCUGCUGCGUCGAUUAUGACGGUAUUAUCCUGGUGUCAGGAAGUGACCCUGGAUCCGACCAACCGGAACCCUUCAAAACUGUCCUGUACGGCGUGGCUCAGAUCGAUGCCGCGCUGGGCGUGAUCGGCGCGGUUUUGCCCAUCAAUUUGCCCGCAAAAAGGCUCAUUUACAGUCCAACGGGUCCGCUUAACAUGGAUUAUCACGACGUGCGGAGCUUUGCGGAGGCUGCCACGAAGGGAAUAAAGCGGGCGUUGAAGGCUGGGGUGAAACGUCCUUUGCUGGUGCUACUGCCGGACGAACGCUUCGAGAACGUCGAGCUGGUCACGCUCCUUGGCGCCCUGGAGGGUCUCUACGUGCCCCUGGAAGUGCGAGAAAUAUGUCCGGAUCGGUGCUACAAGGCGUGUCAGCUCGGAGUGUGGAGCCCGAUUUGCAGUAAACGGCUUCAGGGUAUCGUGAAACUCGCCUCGGCACUCGAGAGUGGCAGAUACGUCGCGAGGGACAUUGGAGGCGCAGACCCCGAAAGGAUGGCGCCCCCGCGGGUGGAGGAGUACCUCGCGGAGCUGUUUUGCGGCACCAACAUCAGCAUGCAGGUGGUGUCCGAUCAGGACACCCUGCUACAGGAGUACCCGCUGUUCGCCUGUGUGAACCGCGCAGCAUCCGUGAUACCACGCCACGCCGGUCGGAUCAUCUUCCUGACUUACGAGCCGGCCGGCUGCGUCCUGGAGACGAUCAUGCUCGUGGGCAAGGGCGUCACUUACGACACCGGUGGUGCCGACAUCAAGUGCCAGGGUGUGAUGGCCGGCAUGUCGAGGGACAAAUGUGGCGCAGCUGCCUGCGCCGGAUUCAUGCAGGUGGUGAACCUGCUGCAACCACCGACGGUGAAGGUGGUUGUCGCGCUGUGCGUCGUGAGGAACAGCGUUGGCGAGAACUGCUACGUCUCCGACGAGGUGAUCACCGCGAAAUCCGGCGCGAGGGUGCGCGUGGGCAACACGGACGCGGAGGGCAGAAUGGCCAUGGCUGAUGCUCUGUACCAUCUGAAGGAGAUGGCCCUGUGCUCCGUCAACCCGCAUCUCUUCACGGUAGCCACGCUAACGGGCCACGCGGUACUAACCGCCGGCUUGGGAUAUACCAUCGCGAUGGAUAACGCCGUGGCGCGGUUAGCCAGCAACUCGGAGAAGCUCCAAGCCUCCGGCGAGACUAUGGGCGACCCGUUCGAGAUAUCGCGGAUACGCAGGGAGGACUUCCAGGCCCACGAAGGACGCAGCGAGGGGGAUGAUGUUCUUCAAGCAAUGAAUCAGCCCAGCUCGAAGAUUCCGCGAGGUCAUCAGGGUCCAGCUGCCUUCCUGAUCAAGGCGUCUGGAUUGCAUAAGCAUGGUACUCGGUCGAAGAAGCCGCUAAAGUACAGCCACCUGGACGUGGCUCCCAGCGCUGGUGAUCUUCCGGAACAGCCGUCCGGUUCUCCGAUUUUAGCGCUUGCCAAAUCGUUUCUUCUCGACAAGAUAAACAUAGAGACCGCGGAAACUAAAGCUUAACGCUACUCUCUCAGAAAGGAUUUCUGACGAAAAAUAUUCUUGACACAUUUAAUCGUAUCGCUUGCUAUUUUGAGAAUUAUAUACAUACAUUUAAGCUUAUAUAUUCUUACAUUUAAAAUAAAACUAUUAUAUAUUGAUGCAAGCGCUAUAAUACGUGGCGCGAAACCGAUAUCUGUUACCGUCUUUCGUCGACUUAACGUCUUCUUCUUCAUUUUAUUCUAUAUUGAAGAAUUUUCCAUUUAAUAUUAAAAUAUCCUUUCCAUUUAAGAUUAAAAUAUCCUUCUUUAAUAAAUAUGAUUGGCGCUACAUCGAUCCUAUUUUAUGAUAGAUCGAAGAGAAUAAUAUUGCAUUCAGAAAUACCUUUUCUGCGGGUAUAGCGUCGAGUCUGUUAGGUGUCUCUUAUGACACAUAUCUCAGGCGAUUAAUGUUCGCGGUGAGCCCGCCAGCACAGCCGAAAAUGCAAAUAACGAUUAAUUAUCCCUGUAAACCCUUCACAUCCGAGUUCCCGACCCUCGGCCGGAAGUGGCGCAGCGCGAAUUCGCCUCGCGGCGCAAACGAUUACACCCCCGAGUCAUUCGAUAACCGGCAGUCCCGCCACGUGUCACGUGUCGCGAGCGUUACGCCCGCAAGAGCCCGUUCAGCCGCGAUACGUCAUUUACAGUCUCCGCGCGCGGAAACACUCCGUUUUAGGGACUCCGUUUAUCGCAUUAUAUCGCAUCUGCCAGUCAACCUCGUUACUCGUUUGACCCCUCCCUCCUUCCUUCCCUCCAUUUGCCCGUCACCUAACUCGCCGCAAUGGAUCUUUUAUGGACGAUCGACUUAACGCGGGCACCGCGAACAGACGUUAAUGGAUAAGACGGAUUAAAAAGCUUCCCUGUUACAAUGA
Molecule: messenger RNA, 3029 nt
Organism: Ooceraea biroi (clonal raider ant)
Lineage: Eukaryota; Metazoa; Arthropoda; Insecta; Hymenoptera; Formicidae
Gene: Dip-B
Product: Dipeptidase B
Biological process (GO): proteolysis
Cellular component (GO): cytoplasm
Molecular function (GO): metalloaminopeptidase activity; manganese ion binding
Source: RefSeq, a predicted model, not a curated record